AGAAGGCUGGGGUUGUGGACAGUGACGCGACAUCAUUGAAACAUCAAUGAGAAAAACAAUAAUGGAGGCUUGUAAUGCUGUGGAACGCGAAGUUGACAAAGUUUUAUCAAAAUUUGGAGCAAUAAAUGAACAUGCUGUCAGUGUUCUUCGUGACUUGAUAGCCGAGAUUGAAACCCUGAAGAGGGAACUUGAAGAAUAUCCAGCAAAUUAUGAAUCAACAUCCGCACAGCACCAGGAGUUGAAACUGGCGAUGAGCAAAGUGCGAGACACAGUUCACAGAUUAGCAACAGAGCAUCGUGAAUUGCACAGUACAGUCUCUAAAGUUGGCAAAGCGAUUGACCGGAAUUUCAUAGCAGAUUUUGCCAGCACAAGCAGGGAAGAUGUAUUCUCCGGAGCGGAAAAGACACAUCUUCUCAAUCAAGUCAUCUGCCAACACUUUUAUCGUCAAGGAAUGCUUGAUAUUGCUGAUGAACUCGCAGCGGAAGCUGGAAUUAAGACUGAAGAAGGACGAAAGGAACCCUUCACGGAAUUAAAUUAUAUCCUCGAUUGCUUGAAGCAAAAAAAUCUGGAGCCAGCACUCGAAUGGGCGACGAAACACAAGGACGCUCUUCUUGCACAAAGCUCAUCGCUUGAAUUCAAAUUACAUAGGCUGAAAUUUAUAAGGCUGGUGCAGCAAGGGCCAAGCAAACAAAGCGAGGCGAUAAUGUAUGCCCGGAAACAUUUACCGCAGUUUGUGAGCCGGUAUGAAAAAGAGGUGCAGUCCCUGAUGGGAACUUUACUCUACUUGCCGAAUGGCAUUCAAUCCUCGCCCUACAGUCAUUUACUCGACCCCACAUUAUGGCUCGAAAUCCACGAUGUAUUCACGAGAGAAGCCUGCACACUCCUAGGAUUAAGUGUCGAUAGUCCUUUGUCAGUUUGUAUUAACGCAGGAAUAACGGCGCUUCCUGCGCUCUUGAAUAUCAAGCAAGUCAUGCAACAGAGACAAGUCACAGGUAUCUGGAACGGAAAGGACGAACUCCCCAUUGAAAUUGACUUGGGUAAGCAGAGUCGUUACCAUUCAGUGUUUGCAUGUCCGAUUCUUCGUCAGCAGAGUACGGAGAACAAUCCGCCGAUGAAAUUAGUUUGCGGACACGUGAUAUCGCGCGACGCCCUGAACAAGCUGACAAGCGCGAACAAAAAUCAAUUCCAUUCCAGAUUGAAAUGCCCGUAUUGCCCGAUGGAUCAGAAUCCAGAAGACGCUCGACUCAUCUAUUUUUAGAGUGCUGUGAUAAAUGACAAGACGUACUGGCCCAAAUCUCUCGACCGCCGCCUUUCUUUAAUCAGUUUAAGUAUAGCCAAUAAUUUUCUCUAGAGGAUAGAUUUAUUUGUAAAUUGAACGCGUGAUGAUGAUUAUGAUGAUUAUGAUGAUGCAAUUUCUUUGUCGAUUCAACAACAGAGGAAUGAUGAUAUUUAUUAAGUUGGAGAAUGGGGCAAAAUCUGAAUUUACAAAAUUGAUUCAGCUUUAUGAAUUACUCGUUAAUUAUUAUAAUUGUAUAGUUUCUUUUUUGUGUUUACGUCUGGUCAAUUGUCAUAAAGCGUGCAGAAGUUUUAUCGAAGAUUUCUCCGUUUUGUCUAAUAAUAAUCAGUUUGAAAAUAUUUAUACGUGAUAAUCUUGUGUUGCAAUGUUUCUCUUUUUUAUGUCGAUGAAUGAAGAUUGAAUUGAAGAAUAUUUCGAUCCUUGAUAAUUAUGAUAAUGAUAAUCGGGUCGGGGUUUUCUCAAAAAUUCGUAACACAAAGUUCGUGUGAGUUCUCUCUUUAUACAUUUUCUGGGUCUAAAUAGAUGCAGUUUUAAAUGCUAUUACUUGACGUAAUAUGCUAUCGAAAUAAUAAUAAUCAAGACGAUUUUAUUAAAAUUCAACUGCUGAGAUUAUUAUAACAGUUGAAAUAUGAAUACGGUUUCAAUUAACCAAAAAAAAAAAAAAAAAUA
Messenger RNA from Belonocnema kinseyi, 1966 nucleotides. RefSeq names its product E3 ubiquitin-protein ligase RMND5A (gene Sou). Gene Ontology annotation, biological process: proteasome-mediated ubiquitin-dependent protein catabolic process. Gene Ontology annotation, molecular function: protein binding; ubiquitin protein ligase activity. The record is from RefSeq and is a predicted model, not a curated record. Lineage: Eukaryota; Metazoa; Arthropoda; Insecta; Hymenoptera; Cynipidae. Gene Ontology annotation, cellular component: cytoplasm; GID complex; nucleus. The transcript is spliced from 7 exons. Bases 47 to 1258 code for a protein of 403 amino acids.